GGGGCGGCGCCGGCAAGGAUGAAUAAUUGAGGUAGAGGGGAGGAGGAAGAGGAGCGGCGGAGGAAGAGCGGGAGGCGGGAGCCGCCCGCGCAGGGUCCUCCCCACUCCGCACCCCACCCGCUCCGCCGCCCGGAAGUCGCUCCCCGCCUCCUGCUCCGCCAACAUGGCCGCGAAGUCGGAUGGAGCGGCGGCCGUGGCCGGCCCGGGGCCCGAGGGGCCGGCGGGAGCAGAUCGGGGCGGGGCGGGAGGGCGUGGGGAGGCUGCGGCGGGGAUCGCGGGCCCGGGACCGGUGGAGGCGGGGUGCCCGGGGCCACGCUACGAGCUGCGGGACUGCUGUUGGGUGCUGUGCGCGCUGCUCGUGUUCUUCUCCGACGGCGCCACCGACCUGUGGCUGGCGGCCUCCUACUACCUGCAGGGUCAGAGCACCUACUUCGGCCUCACCUUGCUCUUCGUGCUGCUGCCCUCGCUGGUCGUGCAGCUGCUCAGCUUCCGCUGGUUCGUCUACGACUACUCGGAGCCCGCGGGGACCCCGGGACCCGCCGUCAGCACCAAGGACAGCGACAUAGUCGGAGCCGCCAUCAGCACCAAGGACAGUGCUGUCUCCUUCCGGACCAAAGAAGGUAGCCCGGAGCUGGUCCCCCGGCCUGCACCAUCCUCGGCCGGCACCUACCGGCGCCGCUGCUGCCGCCUCUGCGUCUGGCUACUGCAGACCCUCGUUCACCUCCUACAACUCGGCCAGGUCUGGAGGUACCUGCGCGCCCUGUACCUGGGGCUGCAGAGCCGCUGGCGAGGGGAGCGGUUGCGGCGCCACUUCUACUGGCGGAUGCUGUUCGAGAGCGCGGACGUGAGCAUGCUGCGUCUGCUGGAGACCUUCCUGCGCAGCGCGCCGCAGCUGGUGCUGCAGCUCAGCCUGCUGGUCCACCGCGGCCGAGAGCCGGAACUGCUGACGGCUCUCUCCAUCUCUGCCUCCCUUGUGUCCCUGGCCUGGACACUGGCAUCCUACCAGAAGGUGCUGAGAGACUCAAGAGAUGACAAGCGGCCUCUAUCCUACAAGGGUGCUGUGGCCCAAGUGCUGUGGCACCUGUUCACCAUCGCGGCCCGAACCCUGGCCUUUGCCCUCUUUGCCAGUGUCUACAAGCUCUACUUUGGCAUUUUCAUCGUAGCCCACUGGUGCAUCAUGACCUUCUGGGUUAUCCAGGGUGAGACAGACUUCUGCAUGUCCAAGUGGGAGGAGAUCAUCUACAAUAUGGUGGUGGGUAUCAUCUACAUCUUCUGCUGGUUCAACGUCAAGGAGGGCCGCAGCCGCCGUCGUGUGACCCUCUACUACUGCAUCGUGCUGCUGGAGAACGCAGCGCUCACUGGCUUCUGGUACUCCAGCCGCAACUUCUCCACUGACUUCUACUCACUCAUCCUGGUCUGUGUGGUGGCCUCCAGCUUUGCGUUGGGCAUAUUCUUCAUGUGUGUCUAUUACUGUCUCCUGCACCCCAAUGGCCCCAUGCUGGGUCCCCAGGCACCUGGCUGCAUCUUCCCUGAAGCCCCAGGGCCUUGUGGCCCUCCAGCCGAUGCUAUCACAAGUCCACCAAGGUCUCUGCCGAGGACUACAGGCACUGAGCGGGAUGGGGUUGCAGUGGGAGGUGAGCGAGCUGGGACCCCUACACCACCUGUCUUCCAGGUGCGACCCGGUUUACCUCCCACGCCAGCAGCCCGCCCCUUGCGGACAGAGGGGCCUGUCAUUCGGAUUGACUUGCCUCGGAAAAAGUACCCGGCGUGGGAUGCUCAUUUUAUUGACCGCCGGCUCCGGAAGACCAUUCUGGCACUGGAGUAUUCUUCACCUGCCACACCCCGGUUGCAGUAUCGGAGCAUGGGCACCUCCCAGGAGCUGCUGGAGUAUGAGACCACAGUAUAGUCACAGUCUGCCUCCCAAAAGGAACAGACUUGGCUGACCCCACAUUGACCACAGUGUUGAGUCUGGAUUUUUCAGAGCCACCAGGCUAAGUGGGAGUAGAUCUUUGGAUCCAAGAAUGGCCCCACCAUUGGGAUCCCUUAGGGGAGAGGGCAACCCUGUGGAGGCCCUAGGCCUCAUUUUAAGCCCUGUGGCCCAUUCUCUAAGUUCCCCUGGACCAGGGCACAGGGAGUCAACUGGUGCUACCCCUCAUGGACUGCCCCAGUCUCUUGGGGAUGCCAUAUAAUGCUUGGCACAGGGGUCUUUACUCUCCCUGGCCUAGAUUCACCCCACAUCAUCCCUGGUGGGCCUACAAAGAGAGAAGGCACUGCCUGGGGCCCAAGCACCCCUCAGAGAGUGGGGGAAGGGCUGCUGUGUGGUGGGAAGGGAUCUCUGACAGAAGGAUGGAGAAGGCUGUGGGGGGUGUGGGAUGAGUUGGGGGGGGAAAUCUCUGGACAGGGUUGGCACAGUUCCUAUAGGAAAGGGAGCUGGAACUGUAGAGAAUUAGAGCAGAGAGUGGGGGAGGGGACUUGGGGGUCUGACAGCACAGGUGUUGGUAGGAUAGAGAACCCUGAGGAGUGAAGACUGAGAGCAAUAUGAAGGGGUACAAGUGUAGGUUGGGGUACUGCUUGGGAGGCACACUUGGGGGGAGCUCUAUUAUGGAUGAAGUCUAGGCCCCUCAAGUGAAAAGUCACAAGGUGCCAUUUAUUCUAGAUGUGCAGAUGGGAUGCGCCCUCUAGAGGAAAGUCUUAAGCACAGCAGAUUAAAUGUCCAGGGAGAUGCUGCCCAGUCCUACUAUAGAUGAGGCCCUAUAGCCUCACUCUAUCGCACUGAGAGAGGACCUGUUGGGGAGACAUCUAGGUUCUAGAAUACCUCUUGAUAACAUGUCCUAUGGAGCUGCUGAUCUUUUAUAAGGAUCAAAGACCUGGAGCCCUGAUGCUCUGAUGUGGAAGAUUCUAGCUUCUACUGUGGGUGCCGGGGGCGAGGGAAGCGUGAGUCACCUGGGAUGUUCUAGAAUGGGUGCUUUAGUUCUAGGCUGCCAGGGCUUAUGGGAGUUCUAAAUCUCCUUCUACAUCCCCAGCCCUAUCUUCUCUAAAAGGAAACUGCCCUCAGGACCCUUGAGACAUUUCUGCUGCUAAGUGGUUCUCAGCUGGAAAACAAAAAAAUAACUCUGGGGACAUGACAUAAAUUUUGGCUUCCUGCCACCCUGCAGUGAGGUUCUCUGGGGCAAUAUCUGGGAGACUAACUUGCUUUGCCUCAAAUCUGCCAAGGCCCCAGGCCUGUGACCCAUACCAAUGGUCCAGAUACCCUAGGUUGCACAAAGGACCAGUCAUCCUGGCCUGUGUCCCUGGCCUGGGACAGCCAGUCUUGACUGGCUUGCACGAUGACGAGACAGUGGGGCUAGGAAGUUUUGUGAAAUCAAAGAUGGAGUUCUAGGCAGGUCCUAGAGUCCCUUGUUACUCUCUUAUGCCAAGUGAGGUGAGCUCACUGGAAGGGGACAACCUGGGACUUUAGGGACAAGUGCAGAUAGGGCUGGGAGUGCGGUGGGCCAUGAGAAUCCUAGACUAUGCAAAUAAGAAGUAUAUAGCCCUCCCUGGCUCAGCUUUUCUUGGAGUUACAGAUAGAAAACUGAGGCUCAGAGUGGCAGCUACUCUCACAAGGUCCCAUCCGUACAGAUGUGGCAAAUGGUUGAUUUGCUGAGGAUGCGCAGGAGUGUGUGUGUGGGGGGGGGAUUCCACACUUAAACGGUGAGGCAGAGAGGGCACACAAGAGCACACAUCAUACCAGGAUAUGUGCCAUCAUGCCUGGCACCAUGGGUAGCUACAUCUGUUCUGCCAGUGCUGAAUGUUUUUUUUUUCUCCUGCCACCCAGGAGCCCUGAGAGGCUUCCAGAGUGACAGGUAGCUCUAUCCUGACCCAGGCCUGCUCUGAGGGAGUCAUCCACUCUCUUUUCUCUCUACCCAGGGCUAGCUUUGGAAACUAAUUUCAUGGCCAGCUAUACACAUGUCACAGUCUGUAAGACAGAGCAUUGAGGAUGAGCUCCAAACCCAAGCCGCUUGUUUCUGCAGGGUUCAUGGUGCCAGGAAUUGCCAUACCAUUAUUUACCUGACACUCUUCCUCUGUGUGAGGCACCCCAACAAGAUCUAUACACCUAUCUACACAUCAAUGAGGUGACAUCUGGGCUACCCUUGACAAGUUAUUUUACACCCCCGGCCCCAGGAAUAAUAGCCCUGUGGAUGCCCCAUUCUCUAGCAGCCUAGAAGGAAAGGUUCCUAAUCCCCUAGCUGGUUACUGCAGGAGUUCAGGGAAGGCAGGGAACCAGGAUGAGCAGAGCUAGGUAUGGCUUGAGGCUGCUGGGAAGCCAUGGCCACAUUUUUCAUUCUAAUCUCACAGAGCUUUUCCCAGGACCCUGACUGUAAGAGGAUCUGGGUACCAGGGAAGGUCAUGGUCAGAGGCCCUCACCCUUCUCAUUAUCUGGACAGAGCUCACCUCCUCCUAGUAUUCCCCCUACUGCCAAGCUCAGGACCGCAUUCUUCCUGGCUUGAGACCUCUCGUCAUCGUUGGCCUGUCUUUUUGCUUCACUGGGGCAGAAGAACCUGAGUUGGGGAAAGCCCCAUCUUCUUGGAGCUGUUUUUUGGUUCCUUUCUCUGACACAAUCUACCUCAGCUGGUCUCUUUCCCCUGUCACAAGUGGUCCCCUGGGGCCUGCCACUCCUGUUCCCAGACCAUCAACCAAACCUGGAUUCUUAGUUCUUCCCUCCAUCCCUAUAAGGUUCUUUCAGUGAGAGAGGUCUUUUAGAACUACAACCUUAAAAGGAAGGGGCCCCUGUAGGCCCCCAAAGUCACUUGUCGUUCAUAUCUAUCAUAUAGGAGAAAUGGAGGGGACCACACAUUUGCCCAAGAUCACACAGCAAGUAAAUGGACCCAUAGGGUUCUCCUGGGCAUCAAUUAAAGUGAAUUCUGUCUUCUUCAGAAGCAGCAGAUAACAGGACAUCUUGAGAACAGAAAUACUAGGCAGGCCCUGCCCUACUAUCUAAUCCUGAGCCAUUCCCUUCCUAAACCAUGCCUCCUAUGCCAUGAGCUUCUACCCUCAAACUGACUCCAGCUGCUGGCUGUGCUCCCCAGUCCUCCCCAGGCACCAUGCAUCCCCAGCUGCACCUCCACUCACCAAUGUACCAUGUGCCUUGUAACGGUCACCACAGCCGACAGCACGGGCCUCCACCCUCCCCUGCAGGGACUGUCUAAAGAUAUGGGCUCGGUCCCUUCCUCCCAUUAUCCCCGAAUCUGCCUUAUUCUCAGCCAGAUCCCUCCUGCACCUGUGUCUCCCUGAAACUUUUCACCUUGAGGGCUGGAGAGACAGGGACCCAGGAGGGCGAGACUGUGAGUGUGCAGAAUCCCAGGAGAGAACCAGGGAGCUUGGGACGGUCCUCCCCAAACAGUCCCCUGAAGACUGAGGUUCUGCAGGCCUCUCCCCUUGCAGCGUGCCUGGGUUUGGGGUCUAUAAAGGCCUGACAGUGGGAGGAAGGUUCUCUAGGUGCAUGAGCAUAGACUCAGGUACAGGCAGAAAGGAAAGUGGGGCAGGUGGAGGUUUGAGACAGCAGAACUGUGGAGACAGACAGGAGGGUGUUCUGUGCCAACUAGGCAAUAAGGUUUAGGCUCUGGAAAGCAACCUGCUGGCCACCAGUUUGAAGCUUCUAAUCUAUCUACCCCUCCAGGGUUAUCAGGAGCCUCUAGGACUUGGUUGUAUCUAUCCCUAAAUGUCACCCUGGUUGUCUGGAGGACUCCAGGUCCCUGACUGUUCCCAGCAUCUGAUGAGGGGUCGGCUGCUUAGGGUUUGGAGUCUUUUCCAGUUUGGGAGCUCCUGAUUCAGAGGGACCCUCUCCAAGUAGAGGGAGAGUCUAGGCACAGGUUUCUAACUUAAUGCCAAGAGCCCUGAUCCUACCCCUCUGCUGCCCCACAACUUUUCUGAAUCUGCCUCCCUCUCAGACUGAGCCAGAUGAGGCUGCAGGAGGGGAGCUGAACUCUCCAGGCAAGUGUUUUGUGGUGUCACGAUGGAAGGAUAGGGUGAGCGCCAAUUCCCACAGGAAGCAUGGGUUAGGGACCUGCAUCCCUUUUCUAGUCAAGGACACUUCUGAGGCUUAGAGAAACAGGACACGUGUGCCCUUCUGGUUGGGACACUGAACUCUUGGUUGACACCGGUAGAUGCAGGAGAGGAAGAACAGUAUCAGGACAAUGCAGGAGCUGGGGUAAGGAGGGACCACUCCAUCCAGGUCUGAUUCCCAGAAGCAGACUCCCCAGGGUACAGAAGUGCUCCCAAGCUCAGCCCCUUCCACUGUAACCUCACACCGAGGCCAUCCCUGCUCAGCAUCUCUGGCCUUUAUUCUAUGCACAACUCUCUAAGAGUCCCCAGGCCAGGCUGGAUGGUGGAAGCUCAGGAUACCUGCAAUAAUGUUAAAGUGGAGGGGGUCUUGGGAACAAAGAUGGGGUGAGGAUGGCCACAGAAGAGAAGAGGAUAUUCCUCUUCAUCCAGACAGGCCUAACAGGACUCUUUCCCUGCCCCUCUCCUGUCUGUUUCCAAACCGGACAUAAGAAAGGGUCCGAAUAUCCCCAGAGCCCUCAGGAUUCCCUGAGGAUUUUGUGGCUUGAGAAGUUUUUUUCCCCUUCCCCAACAACAACAACAAAAAAAGGCCACCUUAAUAAAGCAUUAAAAGCUCACCACCUUAGAUUAGCAAGUUGAGUGGAUUACAGAUGCAUCCGAGUGAGGAUGCCAGUGGUGCGUCAGCUUCCAGGACUCAAAUAUGAAGGACUUCUGCAUUCUGUAUUGGAUGGCUCAGUGCAGAGUACUCACUGAUGCUUUACCACUGCAGACCCUUGGGAGAAGCCUGGAACCCCCAAAUUUGGCAUUGGUGGCUUAAUACCCAGUUACUUCUUAGUUUACAGAAGGGGCAGGCCCAGAGAUGGGAGGCAACCUGCCCAAGCUCACACAGCAAGCUGGUGGUAAUAUAGGACUAGAGCCAAGGUCCCUCGGGAGGGGGAUCCCACCAGAAUACCUUCACCUCUGAUACCUGCCACAUGUCCACAGGAACCGCUAGCCAUGCCUAAGGGCCCGAUUUCCCUGUCAGCACAACUCCAGGUGACUCUUCCCCUCUGUGGUCAGUCCAAACUUCUGCCCGCUUCUUAGCCCACUCCUAGGCCCACUUCCUGGUAUUUACUACAUCUGUGCCAUUCCCAGCCCCACAGCCCAACUUGCCCUUUCGAGCUUUCCCUGGGCAGGGGAGGGCCCACGCUGGGGCUUCUGUACUGAGACUUUUGUACACCACAGACUUUUUGUAUAUUUUUAAUUUUGCUGCGACAUGAGAUAUUAAAAGUCAUUUCAGUACAUUC
Molecule: messenger RNA, 7325 nt
Organism: Mastomys coucha (southern multimammate mouse)
Lineage: Eukaryota; Metazoa; Chordata; Mammalia; Rodentia; Muridae
Gene: Xkr7
Product: XK related 7
Exons: 3
Coding region: 164-1906 (580 amino acids)
Biological process (GO): apoptotic process involved in development; phosphatidylserine exposure on apoptotic cell surface; engulfment of apoptotic cell
Cellular component (GO): plasma membrane
Source: RefSeq, a predicted model, not a curated record